UGGGCAAAUCAGAGUGAUGACUGUAUAUAUUUUAGUCAUGAAGUCUGUUAUUGUUUUGUAUCGGGUGAAAACAUAGUCUCUUCCCUGCAAAGAUUUAAAGAAAGUUGACACACAGCAGACAAGGAGUAGCGAUUUAUUUUUUGAUACCCGUCAUGCAUGCAUUGAUGCAGAUGAGGUAUCCGAUCCAAAACUUGGAGGUAUCCAUUUCUCCUUCCGGCACACCAAGUCCACCAACUUUCACAUUCGUGAACCGUUAUUACGAUCCACACAGAUUGCAAAAUAAUAAUAAUAAGGCGCCUUUCCACUCACACAAAAACAGUCCGAGUAUGACGGGUGCCAGGGCGGCGCCAAAGAUAUCAUCGAGGAAGCUAGAUUUCAGUAUCGAAUCCAUCCUGGGGCUGGAUAAGUCCGAUAAGUUCAGCCCCGCCGUCAGCCGCAUCUGUGAAGGCGAUUGCCGGGAAGCGAGAUUACUGACGCCGAAAACCUCUUACUCGGUGGCCACGGUUUAUCCGGAUGCUCUUGAAAUCGACAAAAAAAGCAGAAAUGAAGAGUCUGAUAUCGACACUAGGUAUACAUUACUAUCAUCCACAAGUUCCAACACUAAACCUUCGAAUUCGAAUCAUCAAAAAAGUCCUCCUCAUCACGGAGUGGGCAAAGCAAAAAGAAUUCGAACUAUUUUUACUCCAGAUCAACUUGAAAGGCUCGAAUGUGAAUUUGAAAGGCAGCAAUACAUGGUGGGACCAGAGAGGAUGUACCUAGCUUCAGCCCUCAACCUCUCAGAGAGCCAGGUUAAAAUAUGGUUUCAAAACAGACGAAUAAAAUGGAGGAAACAACACCUCGAAAUGCAACAAGCGAGAUUGGCGCAACUGAGAGAGGCGGAAACGGUAGAGAAUAAUGAAAGUGAUUCGGACCAAACGGCGAAAGAACAGUCGCCAAAUCAUUGGGAGAUCAUGACAGAAGACAGAAACUGAGAUUUCUCUAUAAUCAUUUCUACGUUCAUCAGAUUGAGACUUCGUUAUCGACAGUUUUGAAAAUAAAAUCAAACGCCAUCUUACAAGACACAUGACUUUAGUUACAUAAAGCUAAGAAGUUGAUA
Parasteatoda tepidariorum (common house spider) is the source of this 1096-nucleotide messenger RNA. RefSeq lists its product as uncharacterized. Gene Ontology annotation, molecular function: DNA-binding transcription factor activity, RNA polymerase II-specific; RNA polymerase II cis-regulatory region sequence-specific DNA binding. The record is from RefSeq and is a predicted model, not a curated record. Gene Ontology annotation, cellular component: nucleus. NCBI's taxonomy places the organism in Eukaryota, Metazoa, Arthropoda, Arachnida, Araneae, Theridiidae. Gene Ontology annotation, biological process: regulation of transcription by RNA polymerase II; central nervous system development; neuron differentiation.